Molecule: messenger RNA, 1809 nt
Organism: Rhodotorula toruloides NP11
Lineage: Eukaryota; Fungi; Basidiomycota; Microbotryomycetes; Sporidiobolales; Sporidiobolaceae
Product: acetolactate synthase
Exons: 11
Coding region: 1-1809 (602 amino acids)
Biological process (GO): L-valine biosynthetic process
Cellular component (GO): acetolactate synthase complex; mitochondrion
Molecular function (GO): magnesium ion binding; thiamine pyrophosphate binding; acetolactate synthase activity
Source: RefSeq, a predicted model, not a curated record
AUGUCCCCCACCGCCCCCAUCGAAGUCUACACCACCUCGAACGUCUUCCUCGACUCGCUCGUCGAAGCAGGCAUCAAGCGCGCGUACGUCAACCUCGGGUCGGACCACCCUGCGCUCCUCGAGGCCUUUGCGCACAGGAAGAAGUAUGGCUUGGACAGUCUCGAGAUUGUGACGUGCCCGAAUGAGAUGGUCGGACUCUCCGCUGCGCAAGGUUACGCCCAAGUGACCGGCAAGCCAGCCGCCGUGAUCGUCCACGUCGACUGUGGCACGCAGGCCCUCGCAGGCGCAGUCCACAACGUCUCGACUUGCCGCACCCCCGUACUCAUUUACGCCGGUGCUUCACCCUACACGCAAGACGGCGAACUCGCAGGAAGCCGCAACGAGUUCAUCCACUGGCUCCAAAACGCAGUCGACCAGCCGCAGAUCUUGAGGCAGUAUAUGCGCCAUGUGGGCGAGAUCCGCUCGCCGAAGAACACGAAGCAGGUCGUGAACCGCGCCUUGCAGUUCGCCAAGUCUGAGCCGAUGGGACCGGUGUAUGUUUGGGGACAGCGAGAGGCGACGGAGGAACACAUCGACCCGGCGAGCGUCCCCAAGGUCAGGAAGGACAUCUGGUCUCCCGUCGAGCUCUCGCCUCUCAACGACUCGUCCGUCGCCCGCAUCGGCGACGCCCUCCUGCGCGCCAAGAAACCCCUCAUAAUCACCUCCUACCUCGGCCGCAACCCCCUUGCCGUCACUGCUCUCACUCGCUUCGUCGACCUGACCGCGAUCCCCGUCUUCCAGCCGACUCUCAGCACAGUCAACUUGCCUUUCGACCAUCACUGUCAUGUUGGAGUUGCGUUUGGGGGACGGUGGGAGGUCGUUGAGGAGGCGGAUUGUAUCCUGAUCAUUGAUUCGGAUGUGCCUUGGAUCCCGCUCCACACCAAGCCCCGCGAGGAUGCCGAGAUCUUCCACCUCGACGUCGACCCCCUCAAGGAACGCAUGGCCUUCGCAUCCUACCCCGCCCUCCUCCGCGCAAAAACCGACGCCGCAACCGCCCUUUCCCAACUCUCCCAGUACAUCCAGUCCUCUCCCUCGUUCUCGUCCUCCAAAUCCGCCAUCGACGCCCGGCGUGCCGACCUAAUCUCGAAGCACCAGAAAGCGACGGAGGACCUGAUGAAGCUUGAGCAGGUGCCGAGCGAUGGAGUGAUGACUAGCUCGUUCAUUGUUGGGAUGUAUAGGAGGGUUACGGAGGAGAUGCGGAUCGAGUCGCUCGUUUGUAACGAGGCGAUCUCCAACUACCCCAACGUCUGGAACCACAUCAUCCCGAAGCGCGCCAACUCGCUCAUCUCCUCCGGCGCCUCCUCGCUCGGCUGGGCCCUCGGAGCGGCGAUCGGUGCCACGCAAGGCUCAUACGACUUCCCCUCCCCCUCCUCUUCCGCAAAGAACGACCUCGUCACAGUCUUUGUGGGCGACGGGUCGUUCAUCUUUGGUGUUCCGAGCGCGGCGUAUUGGAUGGCCAGGCGGUACGAGACGCCUUUCUUGACUGUCGUGUUCAACAACGGCGGGUGGAAGUCCCCCAAACUCUCCCUCCUGGGCGUCCACCCCUCCGGACUCGGCGCUUCCGGCCGCACCUCGGACCUAAACGUCUCCUUCGGACCCUCGGACUCGCUCAACCCGGACUACGGCGCGAUCGCCGCUGCAGCCGGCGGGGCAUGGCACGAGAAGGUCUUGAAGGCGGGUGAGUUGGAGGAACAGAUGAGGGAGGCGGUGAGGGUCGUCAGGGAGGAGAAGAGGUGCGCGGUGUUGGAUUGCUGGUUGAGUAGGUUCUGA